GGGUCAUCGGAGAGGUUGGCAGCCCUGCGCACAUUGUUUAUCUGGACGAUGGCGUAAGUCGAGUCAGACGUGUGAGUGACCAGGUGGACAAGACUUAUUAAGUGUCAUUAGGGGACCAUGGCUUCCCCCAUGUCCCUCCCCAGCAGCCAGCAGCCCCAGUCCGCCCCCAGCCUGGCCGCCGCGUCAGCCGCCAACCGCCAGAGACAGCGGGAGGUGGAUGAGGUCAGCAUCGCAUCCGACUUCAGCAUAAUCCCUGAGAGCCUGGUUGACUUGGUGGUAGCAGAAGACGGAAGCCUAGCAAGAGGAGGAGGAAGAGGAGAGGAGGAGGAGGAGGAGACCAACCUCUCCACCAGUUUCCUCCACUCAGCUGAUCUCCGCAUCUCCUCUGCCGCCAUGGAGACACAUAGCAAGGUCCAGUUCCACAAGCUCCAGCCGAACUAUUAUUUGGACAGCGACAUACCUGUGACCUACUAUCUCGGGUCACAGGUCACCCCCGAGUCGUCCGAUCGGGUGGCUCUGUACAAGGUCGGGUUUGGGACUAUCCAGGACUAUGUGGACUACCUCUGGGCGCCCGUGCCGACUCCACACCAGCGACAACACAAUCUUCCGCUAACUGUGGUUUUUAAGGCCUCCAGUUUCCAGAGAGAACAGAACGCUGGAGAGUUCUUUCAGUUCUGCUAUGUGACCCAUUCUGGGGCGAUCGUCGGGGUCAGCGGCCCCUUCCAGCUCCUCCGGGUCGGGGCGGCGGGGCGGGAGGUCUGCGGAGUGGAGGAGGAGGACCUGGUGGCUGGCGGAUCGGCGGAUGAAGGGAUGGUUGUCAUACGAAGCAAGGAGAGUGUGUUACAGGAGAGACUCGUUAAGCUGUCGGAGGAGAGAGAGAAACUUCAAACCAGAGUGGAGGAAACGGAGGAAAGAAAGGGAGAGAUGGAGAAAAAAGUGGAGGAGCAGACCCAGCAGCUCACCCUCUGUCAACAUCACUUAAUGGCACUGGAGGUCAAACUGAAGAGGGAGACAGCGGAAAAGUGCGAAUUGAUGGGUCGCGUCGGACAGGUGGUGGAGGAAAGAGGUCACCUGGAGGAAAGACUGAGAGAGACGGAGAGAAAACUGACCAGGGAGAGAGAGAAGAUCGCUACCUUGGAGGAGAGAGUGGCCAAGAUUGGAGAGAAAGAGCGAUCAUUGGAGGAGUCUGCUUUGACCUCCCGCAAGUCCUUGGAGGAGAUGACCUUGAGGGUGAAGAAGAUGGAGGGUGACCUUGACCUCACGCAGAAGGCCCUUAAGGAUGCCCAGGGGGAGCUGCAGCUGGUCAAGGGAGAGAGGGAGAAGGCAAUUAAGGACCUUGCCUUCUGGACGGCCAGCGCGGAAAAUGACCAGCAGGAAAAGAACUCGCUGGCUUUGAAGUAUUCUGAGGUGACGGAGGAACUUAUCUCCAGGCAGGAGGAAUUGGAGGAAAGUCGGAAGAAAUCUUACUCACUGGAGGAGAAAUUGGAGAAGACAUUGGAGGAGCUGGUAUCCAUCAAGGUCCAUCAUGCCGCCCACACCCCCCCUGAGAGCUAAGUGGAAGACCUGUUGGAUGAGAAGAAAGUCCACAUGGAGCGAGAGUCCGUUGUGAAGGCGGAUCUGGCCCACCUGAAGGACCGUCUGGCAUCCCUGGAGGAGGAGCAGCGGAGUGACAGGAGUGGGCGAGAGGCAGCGGAGACCAUCGCCUGUGACCUUAGUGCUCGUCUACAGGCGGCCAAGGCAGAGUACCAGACCUUGGCGUUGACCAACCUUAAGCUGGUCAAGAAAGUCAAAAGGAUGAGGAGCAGGGGAGAGGCCAGCAUCAGCAGCCUGGACACAGACACCAACACCAUCUCAACAAAACAACAGAAAAACGCAGACAUGACCACCUCCACUGCCUCCUGGGUCUGCGCCAACAUGGAGGAGGGAGGAGGAGAAGAGGAGGAGGAAGAGGAAGACGAGGGGGAGGAGGAAGAAGCACCAACCAUCCUCACCCAGUCCUGUUGCUCCCAGACGACGCAGCAGCUAAGUGAGGCAGUGAACAAGAAAAUGGAGGAUAUUGUCCGUGAGCUCUCCCAGCAGAUCCUCUCGCUCAAACAUCAAUUGGAGGAGAAGGAGAGCGCCGGGAGGGAUGGAGCGACCGCGGAGGAGCCGGAGAGAGAUGCACGGAGGCCUGGAGCGAACGGAGAGGCGGAGGAAACCCAAGUGGAGGAGGGGGAGGAGUCCGAAGUUACCCCUCCGGAAACCACCACAUCGGACCCAGUUCUGUACGGAAACACCUUCUUGCCGGCUGCUCCCACCGCCCCAGUGUUUCUACCGGAGCGCUCACCCGGCCCCCAUAGACCGAGCCAGGCCGCAGCUACACCCCAGACCCCACCACAGCCCCCUACAGUCAACCAGUCCACCGCAAACCAUCAAAGGGUAUCCCGAACAACACACAUGCAAGACUCGCAUUCGGGGAGCGUUACGGCAAAUUCAGCCCAGACGACGCAGCCCACAGACCCCAUACCAGCCCCGCGUGUCCAGUACUACCACCCGCAGGUCCCCAGUCACCCGUGUCCACCCCAGGGCAUGGCUACGGGGCUCCCACCUCCGUUACUCCCAGAAUCAACACCCAUGGCAAGGCAAGCAGCUGUUUUGAGCCAAUUCUCGCACUCUGCAACCUCCUCCUCCUCUUCCUCCUCCUCCUCCUCCGCUGUGGCUCUUCCGACGGCACCUCCUCUUCUUCCUCCUCUUCCUGGUCUUCCGCCACAUGACUCAGAGGAAGAGGAGGACUACCACAGCACAGAUAGCGAUGGUAAUCCGACGGUUGCUUUGGGGUCAGCCUCGCAGCCCCGUCAAAUUCCGCAGCAACAAUAUCAACAACAACAACAACAACAGGGUGCCGGGGUACUCCCCCAGCCCCACCUCAGCCCCGGCACCAGCCCCUCGUCCCCCCCGCUGCUGGACUGCCCCCUGUGUAGUCUGUGUUUCCCCCUGGGUACCCUGAGGCUGCUGGAGGAACACAUCAACUCCCACCUGGAACAUGUCUGCCCCGUGUGCUCCCAGGCCUUCCAGCGCAACUGUCGAGAAAAGUUUGAGGAGCAUGUGCAGUCCCAUUUUGAGGAGGAGGAGGAGGAGGAGGCACGGAGGAGGAGCAUGGAGGAGGAGGAGGAUAGGCCACCGGGGAACUCUGGCCCCUGGGCGCCCCGGCACACCGGUAGAGUCCUCCAAAAUGCACGUUUGAGGGUGAGUCAACCGUACUUCUCAUCAAGUCAGCGAGGGAAGGCUCCCCUUCUUGGUUCAGGGAAGGCUCCCCUUCUUGGUUCAGGGAAGGCUCCCCUUCUUGGUUCAGGGAAGGCUCCCCUUCUUGGUUCAGGGAAGGCUCCCCUUCUUGGUUCAGGGAAGGCUCCCCUUCUUGGUUCAGGGAAGGCUCCCUUUCUUGGUUCAGGGAAGGCUCCCUUUCUUGGUUCAGGGAAGGCUCCCCUUUUUGGUUCAGGGAAGGCUCCCCUUUUUGGUUCGCUGUCCAGACGGUAUUGGAAUGCUGUUUUGAAGCCCCCCUCAGCGCUGGGCAGCCUUGACACACCAUAGCGAGAGAGAGAGAGAGAGAGAGAGAGAGAGAGAGAGAGAGAGAGAGAGAGAUAACACAAGCAAUAUAAUAUGUAACUUGAACUAUACUGAUAAUUACAUAAACCAAACAUCAUUUUUUUGUAGUUAUAUAGAAAUUAUAUACCUAACAAAACUAAUGAGAGAGAGAGAGAGAGAGAGAGAGAGAGAGAGAGAGAGAGAGAGAGAGAGAGAGAGAGAGAGAGAA
Messenger RNA from Eriocheir sinensis (Chinese mitten crab), 3790 nucleotides. RefSeq names its product tax1-binding protein 1 homolog. Lineage: Eukaryota; Metazoa; Arthropoda; Malacostraca; Decapoda; Varunidae. The record is from RefSeq and is a predicted model, not a curated record.